AUGAAGCGGGUCACCCUCAUGGGUACACUCGCUGCGCUGCUGUCGGCUCAUAAAGCCGCGGCGCUACACGCUUACAAAGACGUCUACACAUCACCGCACAGCGGCGACCUGCAGUUCUCGCACAUGGGCAAAGUAUACGAACACGACGCAAACCAAGGGGGAAUCAAUGCACCAGAUGCUACAGCGCCUGCGACAUCCGAGUCUAGCGGAAAUAAGGACGACGUAAAGGGAGGGUCAGAGCGCUCCAUGGACAACGUACCAGUAGCCGACUUAAAGAGGGCUGACAGUAGCAGCGGCGGAGCGAACAGCACCUCCACCAACAAUACGAACAGCACAAACACCAAUACAAACACAAACAACUCGACGCAAUCGGACAAUAACAGUAAGGUGGAUCAAUCGCAGUCCUACCAGAACCAAACAACGCACGGCGCCACCAACUACAGAGGCGACACGUCGACGAGUGUGACCAACAACUUCUUCAACCCGCCCAUACCCGAGUACACGUCAGAUGUCUACCCGAAGGGCGCCAAGCUCGAAUUGCAGUACCUCUGGAAACGCAUUAACGUGAUUGAUGACAAACUCGAUAGGCUCAUGCCAAUAGCAGGAGGGGACCCGCGACUAGAUCCGAACAAACGCAAAGGGCUCAUCAUAACGUUCGAUGCGCAGUCAGACCCGGACAGUCCUACGCUGAACCUGGAAGACAGAUACAGUGAAAACGACACACUGUGA
This is a messenger RNA of Babesia ovata, 729 nucleotides long. Its product is annotated as signal peptide-containing protein, putative. The coding region runs from base 1 to 729 and encodes 242 amino acids. The transcript is spliced from 5 exons. Lineage: Eukaryota; Apicomplexa; Aconoidasida; Piroplasmida; Babesiidae. The record is from RefSeq and is a predicted model, not a curated record.